AUGGUGUUCAAGCUAGACGGGAAAGGAAACGCUGUUUACACUCAAGACAUUGGAGAUCUCGUCAUUUUCCUCACCAAGUCUGAGCCUCUUUGUGUCCCUGCUAGCUCCUUUCCCGACAUGCGUCCUAACCGCGUCAAGAUCUUGGAUGUCGACGAAACCACAGUUCCAUGCGUCCUAAUCUUGGAUGUCGAUGUAACCGCAGUUGUAGAUCUGGCUGCUCAGAUGUGA
Messenger RNA from Microthlaspi erraticum, 228 nucleotides. NCBI's taxonomy places the organism in Eukaryota, Viridiplantae, Streptophyta, Magnoliopsida, Brassicales, Brassicaceae. The record is from the annotation of a GenBank genome assembly.